Messenger RNA from Necator americanus (New World hookworm), 378 nucleotides. RefSeq lists its product as uncharacterized. The transcript has 2 exons. NCBI's taxonomy places the organism in Eukaryota, Metazoa, Nematoda, Chromadorea, Rhabditida, Ancylostomatidae. Bases 1 to 378 code for a protein of 125 amino acids. The record is from RefSeq and is a predicted model, not a curated record.
AUGGCAGGGCUGCUUAGUCUAGCGAAGGAUCUACCUGGCGUUCCAGCACACCACUGCCUCGUCACCCUGUACACUAGGACUUCUUUAAUAUUGGAUCAGUGCGCACGAGCACGACUCGACAUAAAGACUGUGUCGGGCUUUACCUAUUACAACGCGACAUCAUUAUCGUCAGUAGCCAAAAUUCGUGCUAUUCAUCGAGCUGCAGGGCGGAUAAAAUUCCUCGUGGUUGCUCUGCAAGAAAGUAAAGCCAGAAGGAGCGGAGUGCGGCAGAUGAAUGACGGCACACUCGUUAUUCGCGCAGAACAUGUUCCGUCACAAAAUGGUGCUGGUGGUGUUGAUUUUGUUGUGCAUCCAUCUGUCCUCCAUUGUCCUUGUUGA